Messenger RNA from Meriones unguiculatus (Mongolian gerbil), 611 nucleotides. RefSeq names its product G protein subunit gamma transducin 1 (gene Gngt1). The record is from RefSeq and is a predicted model, not a curated record. The coding region runs from base 266 to 490 and encodes 74 amino acids. Lineage: Eukaryota; Metazoa; Chordata; Mammalia; Rodentia; Muridae. Gene Ontology annotation, molecular function: G-protein beta-subunit binding. Gene Ontology annotation, biological process: G protein-coupled receptor signaling pathway. The transcript has 4 exons. Gene Ontology annotation, cellular component: heterotrimeric G-protein complex.
GUGUCCCAAGAAGAAUUUCCAGGGAGUUGAAAAGUUGAGCCUGAUUCCCAAACUUUUGCCUGCAGCCUGUGGCAUGCCUGUGGAGUGUGGCAAUAACGGGAAGCUGGUUGGCCAGAGGGAAAUGACCCAUGAAGGAUUGCUCAAGCCAAGGACCAACUUGUGACAACGUGGGUCCAAUAGUCAACAACCACAGUAACUGGUGAACGAGAACCUCACCUUAUGAAAGGAGAUCUGGGUGUGACUACAGCAGCAUAUAUGACAGAAGAUGCCAGUCAUCAACAUCGAGGACCUGACAGAAAAGGACAAAUUGAAGAUGGAAGUAGACCAGCUCAAGAAAGAGGUGACACUGGAAAGGAUGAUGGUUUCCAAAUGUUGUGAAGAAGUAAGAGAUUAUGUUGAAGAACGAUCUGGAGAGGAUCCUCUAGUGAAGGGGAUUCCAGAGGACAAAAAUCCCUUCAAGGAACUCAAGGGGGGCUGUGUGAUUUCCUAGGCAGGAGGGAAGUUUUCUUAGAAUAUUUAGAUUUUAAUGAUGACUGAAAAUAUUCUGCUAUAAAAUUGAACUUGUACAUGUUGUUCAAAUUUAUAAACUUUAAAUUUUAAUAAAAACAAAG